AUGCUGCUGAAUCUUGGCCUCGCAGCGGAUGCCGCAGCAGCUCAUUCAAACGACCCUUCGUCCCAGCCAGAGUCUCCUCCAGCUUUGGCCUUGCCAUACUCACCCUCGUUCGCUUUCCCGGCACUACCAUUCUUGGAUACCUUUCGUAAUCGCACUAAGCAGUCCGGUCCUGCUACGCCCGCUGAAUCAACUUCCACGGCUAUGAGCCCAGUCAUGUCGACGCCAACGGAGGGCGAGUCUUCCACCGCCGCCUCAUCUGCGCUUGCAAGGCCUCGAGCCAAUCGUUCGUCAACCUAUAAGAAGUCGUCGCGACCUAAGACCUCAUACCAGUUCGCCCACCCGGCUUCGCAUGCCCGUCACAAGCGCCUGCGGCUUCGGCCGAAGCUCUUACUGCAGGUACAGCAAGUGUCGCAAACCCCGAGACCCCUGCCCGUUAUAGACGUCCUUCCUUCGACCAUGUAUCUGCCUCGAUUAGCGCGAAAGUUUCCAGCUCUGUUUCGCCGAAAGAACGGCCUUUGUCCCUACGAUGUCAUUAUAGUCAUGAGCGAGUUGUAUGAGCGCACCCGGGCAAGCAUCCCUGAGAAGCACGCAAGCUCCGAAGACGACGAUGAGGAUCAGCGCGAGGUCGUCGCUACAGUAUGCCAGAUGCUUCAAGAGGAGGCGCGCCUGAAAGGGAAGGCGGAAAUUUGUCUCAACUUUGGACCCGUAUGGGAGGCAACCCCUCUCCCCAGUGGCUCGUAUGAGUUUGUUGCCCACACGGAUGAUGGGAUUCGGGUCAUGCGAUGGGCACUGCGAGGAGGGAAGAAUCGCCGAGGAACUGUGUCCUCGGUAUCGCAAACGCGUGAUGACACGAAACGGUUCACAUUCAGCGUCAUUGACCCUAAUACUCGUCAGCACCCAGUAAUCGCAUCAAUGACCAAAAACCAACUGGAAGUGAACGACAAGUAUUCCGCCGCCGUUGCACGAACUACGACUGGGCCCACGACCCCAAGUUCCGGCAUGUCCGUGGUGAGCGACAUGUCAGAUACGGAGACACCCAUGGAUACCAAUGAUGUGGUUACCCUUGACGAUGAGUUACGCACUUUGAUUAUCGUUACAGGGAUCUGGGUGGCUUUCCGGGAGGGCUGGUCGCACAACUUCAACUACGCAGACCCCGUCUCUGCACCCAACGGCAAGGGUGUGACAUCUCCAACCUCGUCGGCAAAGUACAGCUCGCCCACCACAGCGAAGAUUGAGAAUGAGAGCGGAAUCGAUCGCGACGAGCUUAGCCCGGUGAAGGAUUUCUCAAAUGGGAAGCGCUGCAUGUCGAUCUCUAGCAUGAAGCGCGCCAAUACCAUGACACCAUCCGAGGGAAGCAAAGGGGCUGGAAGUCUGUCAAAACGGUCCAACUCAACCGGCGCCGCAUUCAUGGAACGAGCUAAGCGACGAAGCGCCUCGGCAGCUAGCAAUCGACUCAACCGUCACAGCAUGUUCACCGGCUCUGGCGAGAAUGGCCGUGAUAUUGUGGUCUCUCGCCCUCCAUCUCUACGACAGAACUCCAUCGAACCCGACGAUUCCCCUCAUCGCUUUGACGGACUCGACGCCAAGCUCAAAGCCAAUCCCGGUCCCGAAAUUCCCAAGCUGAUUUCACAGCCGGAUCGUGGUCUGGAGCUUACCCUUGACGGUGCAUCUGACGUACCCUCCAAGGGCUCCGAAGCUGGAAAGACCAAACGUCGACACCGUCUCAGCUCUCUCUUCACGAUCUUUCACCGAAAACACUGA
This is a messenger RNA of Penicillium cataractarum, 1761 nucleotides long. RefSeq lists its product as uncharacterized. Lineage: Eukaryota; Fungi; Ascomycota; Eurotiomycetes; Eurotiales; Aspergillaceae. The transcript has a single exon. The record is from RefSeq and is a predicted model, not a curated record. The coding region runs from base 1 to 1761 and encodes 586 amino acids.